This is a messenger RNA of Acanthaster planci (crown-of-thorns starfish), 3944 nucleotides long. RefSeq names its product hyaluronidase-1-like. Lineage: Eukaryota; Metazoa; Echinodermata; Asteroidea; Valvatida; Acanthasteridae. Gene Ontology annotation, biological process: carbohydrate metabolic process; hyaluronan catabolic process. Gene Ontology annotation, molecular function: hyalurononglucosaminidase activity. The record is from RefSeq and is a predicted model, not a curated record.
CACACUAACGUGCUCAAUCACCCGUGGGUAUAUUGUGUGAAAUAUUCUUUGAAUGCGCAUAUAAAUAACCGCACAGAUUGAUGACAAUUCGUCCUGCUAUACAGCGUAAAGAGCUUUUACCACAGGUCUAGAGCUAGGGCCUUAAACAUGUUAACAGAACGCAUGAUCAUCAUCAUGGAAAAGUGUCCGUCGGCGUUGCUUCGUCUCUCCGUUCUGGUGACUGUGCUGCCGAUGUCACGUCUAACACCGACGCGAAACCUCUCCCUAGGGGAGAUUGGUAGCCGGCCCUUCGCUGCAAUCUGGAACACUCACUCCAAUGCCUGCCAGGCAAACUUCGGGAUCGACCUUAAUUUGACGGCAUACAACAUCGCCUCCGGAGCAGACAAUUCCGUGAUUUUCUACAAUGACCAUAUAGGCCUUUAUCCGUUUGUUAAAAACGGUGUUUUUGUCAAUGGUGGUGUUCCACAGCUGGUAAAUCUGUCGGCACACUUGGAGAAAGCCACCAUCGACAUCUUGAACAGAGUCCCGGAUGAUCACUUCAGAGGACUUGCUGUCAUUGAUUGGGAAUAUUGGCAUCCGGAAUGGGAUUAUACCAGGAGACUCUACAAGGACAUUUCAAUCAGUCUGGUGCAACUCCGCCACCCCGACUGGAACACCACACGUCUGGAGAUGGUCGCUAAACUCGAAUACGAGCAAGCCGCCAAAUCUUUGUUUGAAUCCACAAUCCAGUUGGCCAAAGAACUACGACCAGACGCCCUCUGGGGUUUCUACCAUCAUCCGUACUGCCAAUUCAAGACAAUCGCCUACAACUGUUCCGAACUUGCCAUACAAGUUGCAAAGAAGAUGCCUUGGCUGUUUGACGAAGUGACCGCCCUGUAUCCCUCCAUUUAUCUCAGUGAUUCAAAGGACAAAGGGGCCGAGGUGGAGAAUCCAGUCCAGUUUGUGGAGUCAGUUCUUGACGAAACUUUCAGAUGUCGACAGAAAUCCAAACAUCAGUCGACCCCAGUAUUCAGUUACUGUCGAAUUAAAUAUGAAGGAACCGAUCUGUUUCUUAACCUGGAGCACCUACGAGACACCAUUUUAUUGAGUGCAGAGAUGGGCGUGUCUGGGGUAGUGCUGUGGGAUGCGUAUAACGACACCAAAACAAGAGAGGGUUGUAUUGAGGUCCAGAGUUACAUCGCAUCAGCCCUGGGUCCGCUGGUCAAGACCACGACGGAUGCUGCCUUGGAAUGCAGUCAGUCCAUCUGCAGCGGUCACGGUAGAUGCGUCGGGAAGAUUUUGACGUGUGCUAAAACAGCGCCCCCUAUUGAAUUCAUAAGAAAUAGUCUUAAGAGGGCUGUAUUUACUGGGCUCCUCUUGUCCGCUUUGCCGCAUCACGAUUGUGCCUGCCAGUGUUACCAUGGCUGGAGAGGGAAUGAUUGCAGUAUAGCGGUUUGAUAUGGGAUGAUGGUUUAAAUAGUUUACACCUAGACAGCUGUCUGGGUUGUUUCAUGUGGGGGGGUCACAUUUUUGCUGACUUGGUGGUCCCCCUUACUGGAUAAAAAGGUACUGUGACCUUAUUCUGACCUUUUCCUCUCGUUUUUUUUUAUUGGUGGGCAUUGGCGCACUCCCAGGGACACCCUUAAAUCGAUUUAAAUGCCAUUAAAGGGUCUUUGGGGCUGGGGGCAUGAUUUUAAGUGGCCUUCACAAUUUGACGGACAGCGGUCCAUGAUCAGUAAAAUAGCAGGUCGGUGCAUCGGAGGGAUUUAUUUAACAUGUGAACCUUUACGAGAUUGUAAAAACAAUAUACAGAUACAUGUACUGACUGCCUCAAGUGGUGCAGUAUUGCACAGGCUCAGAGCACGCACGCAUGCCGAGAACAGAACACCCAUAUUCAGAACUAGUAAAAACAAAUGCACAGGUUACUGCCAUAUUACAUUCAAAAUUACACAAAUGUUUCAUAAUCUGUGCAGUGCCAUGGGUAAAUUCAGCCCUCAGAACAGGGAAUUUGUGAACAACUUUAGAAUUCUGGCCAUAGUAUUUGGUGAAGUAGAAAAAAAAUCUACUUACUUUAAAUCUGGGCCAUGCAGAUUCCAAACAGUGCAACUGCACCAUUUAGAACGAAACGAUAGCGGCGUCGGAGAGCAAAACAUUGAAGAAACGUAACAGGAGACAGAUACAGCAGGCAAUGUGAGUGCGUUAGGCAUGAAAAAUGACGUGAAAAACAUUUCAUGACAUACCGCUACACAUCAAUACUUUCUUCAGCAUCUCUUUCAACGCACAGUCGACAGUGAAAACAAAGAAAUGUUGACAAUAGGGGCCCGAUUAUAUUGCUCAAUCAGGACAAUCUUAUAAAAGAUAGGGCCUAGCUGUCCAUCUUUCUCAGAAGACAGAUAACGCUGCACCUUACUCAAGCACCUAUAUGGUAUACCUGCCUUGGAUAUGAGCCCAAAGAGGGGGUGUUUAUAUCUAAUUAACUGACACUAACCUCUCUUGUGAGAAGUCGCUCCUGGAAGAUUCUCCCGGCGCCGAGCAUGGCUUGUUAAUCGUCAGUCUUGCAUGAGCAGGUGUGUUCAAGUGUGUGACCGUGUACUACAGCCAACUCCGACAGCAAACACACCCACUGACGAUGCUUAAAUAAGGUCUAAAAAGUCUAAAAUACUACAAGACAAACAACUAAAAUCACAGUAGCUAAACCACACUAGAAAUUCCACAAGGAUGUCACCAAAGGUACAGUCCGCAGUGAGAGCUACAGCAAUACCACACACUACAACAGCGCAAUAUGCACUGCCUCCUAAGCCAAAAACUACAGGCAGUAGCCAACAAGAUGCAUGGUGAUAGCUUGUGCAUAAAAUAACAAUACAAAAGGAAUGUUAAACGUGUCAGCUGCAUCUUGCAAGAGUGGAAUGUUCUAUUUACAACACAGGGGUGACCCUAGAGGAUCAACAAGCCCCAAGAUGUCCAGAUGGACGGACUAAAGGGAGGGAGCAAUUUUCUGUAGUCUGAAGUAAACUGUCUCUUGUUCACAAACAACUGUAUGAAAUGCACGUGUUACGGUGUGCGCGUGGUUACCAAUAAAAUGAACACUCCCGACGAAAAUUUCUCUUUUAAACCGACCGGGGAAGGGAAUGCUUAUGCUCGAGGCGGAUACCAGGUAGCUUGGUCAUCUUGUCCAAGCUUUGUUCCAAUCAUUCACAGUACUAGUCACGAUUCUGUGACGACUCAAUCUCGCUGACAGUGACCGGUCCACUCAGGCAAUAAAAAAGGUGGUGACCUCAAUGACCUCUAUCCAUAAUACGUGCACAGCCUAGAAUUCUGUAAAUUUACAAAGGAAUCCUAUGUCAGUUUGCAUUUAAAGAGUUGCAUGUGUGAAUACAGGGCCCGCCUUGAGCAGAAGCAAAUCCUCAUCGGUUGAAAGAGUCAUGCUGGUUGGGAGUGUUCGGUUUUUUUUUUGUGGUAGCGACGCGCACGCAACGCGUGUAAUUCAUAGUCGUUCGUACACCAGCGAAGUGCAGUUCCUACCAAAGGAGCCUCCAUUGCUAGGAAAAUAGCGCCCUCUCUUUGUCCAGCUUGGGGCACGUGCAGAGGCAAACAAGUGGACGGUUGUCUGCCUGAACAGAGUUGGAGUUGUGUACAAUCAUACCUCAUUGGUUAGAGGCCUGUCAGAUUUUGGAGAUGACCUUGUUACAACAGCAGCCUUGGAUUAUUAGGAAAGAAAACAAGAACAAAGGAUGUAAAUAGUCUAUUAUAUUCUAUGUUAAUGCUGCACCACUGGAAGAUUUGACUCAAUUUGUUGUGGGGGCCCUAAUGUGCAACCCGUAAAUCUAUAGUUUUGUUUCCAGAAUUCCAAGUGAAUUUUGUACUACGUAAAGCUUCAGCACGUGGAAACAAAAGCUAUUAGGCCUACAUGUAUGAGGUCAUAUUUAAAAAUGUAAAGUGGUGAUCAAUUAAACAUCCCGUUCCAA